Molecule: messenger RNA, 711 nt
Organism: Fulvia fulva
Lineage: Eukaryota; Fungi; Ascomycota; Dothideomycetes; Mycosphaerellales; Mycosphaerellaceae
Exons: 2
Coding region: 1-711 (236 amino acids)
Source: RefSeq, a predicted model, not a curated record
AUGGACGACAUAAGACAACACAUCUACCUCCGCAUCCCACCUCUCCACUCCCAACCCAGACCCACCUCCAAAACUCGCGACGAACGCAUCAGGACCAUCAUCGCGAACCUCGAUAAGCAACACCAGCAAGUGCGCAAUAACAUCGCCACGGCGGGAAUAUCCCACUACACAUCAAGCCUCCAAAAUCAAACCCAAGCCCAUACUGACAACGACAACAACGACGACGACGCAAUGGAAAUAUCCCCAACCUCACCCUCCCCACCACCCCAGGACUACUCCGGCGGUAGUCUCUACAGCGACGCAACCUUGCACCUUAUCGCGAACCUCAACACGCCCCACGACCCAAGGAAUGGAGACCCUUGCUUACCUCCCGGCGGUCAGAUUCCUCCACCAGUAGGAGUGGUGCAAGCGGAGGCGCCGGCGGGGAUGAAGGCUGCGAGGGAGGUGCUGGAGAGGAUUAGGGAGUAUGAUGAGACGGUGAAGGCGGGGGUAGAGUUUUAUGGGAGGGCGUUGGAGAGGAGGGGGAGUGCAGGUGGUGCUUCUGUACCUGGUUCGGGCCCUGUGGCUGCGGCUACGACGUGGAAUGGUGUGGUGGCGGCGAGUGGGAGUGGGGGUGGAGGUAUGGCUGGUGGAGCUCAUGGACCUGCUGUGCAUCCUGAUAGGAUGAGGCAGGUUGAGAGUAGGGGUGAUGUUUUUGGGAGGAGGUGGUGA